Molecule: messenger RNA, 4037 nt
Organism: Pteronotus mesoamericanus
Lineage: Eukaryota; Metazoa; Chordata; Mammalia; Chiroptera; Mormoopidae
Gene: RNF44
Product: ring finger protein 44
Exons: 11
Coding region: 480-1769 (429 amino acids)
Biological process (GO): protein ubiquitination
Molecular function (GO): ubiquitin protein ligase activity
Source: RefSeq, a predicted model, not a curated record
CUCCCGGCGCGCCCCCGCGAGGCCCCCUCCCACCCGGCGCGCGACCCCGUCACUUCCAAUGUUGUGAAUCAAAUGUCGGGUUUGUUACAUUCCGCUGGCGCCGCGGACAGUUCUUAAAGGGCCAGCCGCGGACAGCUGCGCAAACCUGUCCGCGUCCUGCGCCGCCUCCGGCUCCCGGAGAGCCUGGCCGAGAGAGGCUUAGCGCGCGUGGGCCUCGGGAGGCCAGACGCCAGCGGACGGACAACAAAGAGAGAGGGCCCCGGAAGGAGCCGGACUGCCCCCGGACCGGGGGGUGGGGAGGGGAGCAUAUUGUUCGGCAGGGCGGGGGCUCUUAAAGGGUCCGGGCAGCCCCCACCACCACCACCGCCCCCUUGCCCAGCUUGGCCGCCCUAGAUCGGGAACAAAGGAAUCAACGUGUGUCCAGGCGGCUGAAGGGUUGUGAGCCCCGGCCCAGCCCCUCCCCCUCUCUGCCACCCCUGAUGCGACCAUGGGCUCUGGCAGUGACUAGGUGGCCACCCUCCACACCUGUGCGUCAGCGGCGAUUACCCACAGGACCUGGCAGUACCCCGGCCCAGCUCCGGGGAAGCCCUGGCCGUGAGGGCCGCCCGCCUGCCCAGGAUGAGCGCUUACCCUCCCAGCAGCCGCCGCCCCGACCACCACACCUCCCCGUAGAAGAGCACCGAGCCUCGGCUCCUGCCGGCGGGAGCCCCCGAAUGCUGCACCCAGCCUCCCAGCAGAGCCCGUUCGUGGUUGAUGUCCACGAGCAGGUACACCAGGGAGCUGUCCCUCUGUCCUACACAGUCACCACAGUGACGACCCAAGGCUUCCCCUUGCCUUCAGGCCAGCACAUCCCUGGCUGCAGCGCCCAACAGCUCCCAGCAUGCUCCGUGAUGUUCAGCGGGCAGCACUACCCGCUCUGCUGCCUCCCACCCCCGCUGAUCCAGGCGUGUACCAUGCAGCAGCUCCCCAUGCCCUAUCAGGCCUACCCCCACCUCAUCUCCAGUGACCACUACAUCCUGCACCCGCCACCGCCAGCCCCACCCCCCCAGCCCGCCCACAUGGCACCUCUGGGGCAGUUUAUAUCACUGCAGACCCAGCACCCGCGGAUGCCCCUGCAGCGGCUGGACAAUGACGUGGACCUCCGGGGGGAUCAGUACCCCCUGGGGAGCUUCACCUACUCCACCUCUGCCCCGGGCCCAGCCCUGUCCCCGUCUGUGCCCCUGCACUACCUGCCCCACGAUCCGCUGCACCAAGAGCUGCCCUUCGGUGUGCCCUAUUCCCACAUGGUGCCACGGAGACUGAGCGCCCAGAGGUAUCGCCUGCAACAGCCGCUGCCUCCGCCGCCCCCGCCACCACCCCCACCGCCAUAUUACCCCAGCUUCCUGCCCUACUUCCUCUCGAUGCUGCCAAUGUCACCAACAGCAGUGGGACCCACCAUCAGCCUGGAUCUUGAUGUGGAUGACGUGGAGAUGGAGAACUAUGAGGCCCUCCUGAGCCUGGCGGAGCGGCUGGGAGACGCCAAGCCUCGAGGCCUCACCAAAGCGGACAUCGAGCAGCUCCCGGCCUACCGCUUUAACCCGGACAGCCAUCAGUCGGAGCAGACGCUGUGCGUUGUCUGCUUCAGCGACUUCGAGGCGCGGCAGCUGCUCCGAGUUCUCCCCUGCAACCACGAGUUCCACACCAAGUGUGUUGACAAGUGGCUGAAGGCCAACCGGACGUGUCCCAUUUGCCGGGCCGAUGCCUCUGAAGUGCCCAGGGAGGCCGAGUGAGGCCCACAGCUUGCCCAUGAGAACCCUGCCCGAAGCUCUGGAAACUCGGGGGACCCAGGGAGGGUGGGGAGGGAGUGGCCCAGGCCUGUCCCAUUGUUCCCGCCUGUAUCUCCAGAGCUGGUGCCGGGGUCAGCUCUGCAAUAAGUCCCUGCAUUUGCCAAGCUCCAAAGACUCCAUCCCCAGUCCGCCUGCCAGUCUGCCCACCACGGAGCUGCCUGGGGGUCCCUGACUCAGUCUCCCUCCCAUGUGCCCUCGGGGUGUCUCCUUUUCCUGAUAGCUCUGGGAGCCAGGGGUCUCUUCCCCCAGUUCGGCUGGUGGAGACCCUGGGCCCCGGGAUGGGCAAAGGGGCACCGUCCUGGGUCGCUUGGUCUCUUGCACUGAAAAAUAGCCUGCCCCCUUCCCAGGCGGCAUUGACAGGCAUAGACAGAGUGGCGGGGGGCUGUUCCUGACCCGCAGGCCUGGUCCUCUGGCCUGACCCCAGCCGGACAGUCCUACCCAGUCUGCGUGGGGGUGGGUCUGGCUCCCUAGAGGCCUCUCGCCUGCCCCAGGCGCAACAUUCCAGCACCCCCCGCGCCCCAGGCUGGAGGGUCCAGAGCCUGGGUGGCAGGUAUCCUGAGGGGCCUGGGCUAUACCAGGGAGAGUGACCUAUGUCCUGGGGGCCAUUCUUCCCUGGCAGUGACGGGGGGGCCAGACCCAUGCCAGAUCUCCCUCUGUCAUUUUGCAUGAAUGUGAGGAGUAGCAGUUUUCCUUUAUUCAUUUGGCCCAAAAUCACGUGUAGGAUUUGGGGGUGUGGAUUUUUAAACUAUUUGUUGUUUUCUUUUGGUUAAGUGGUGGGGGGGAUAGGGACCACCCAGGACUGAGUGCCCAGGGGGCAGGGAAUGGUCCGGUGGUGCUGCCCGGUCCACAUGCAUGGGCACGGCUGGGGCUGGGCCGGCGGCUGGUGGUCACAGGCAGAGUUGGGGGUCUGCGCUCAGCUGAUAACUGCCAUGCACUGUACCGCACACGUCCCCAGAGCCUACCGGGACUGUAUGCUUUUCAGGGCAUUUCUCCCUCUCCAGCCAGGGCCCGCCUCCCACCCAUCCAGGCGAGUCCCCUCCAAGGAAAUCCUGGGAGGAUGGGGCCCAGGGAGGGCGUGGGCCUCACCUCCAGGGGCCCCCUCCCAGCCUGAGCCCUGCCCCCCAAGGUCUGGAGGAGGCCCCGUCAGGGUCUGGCUGAGCUCCCCUCCCUGGCCCUCCUGGUCCCUUCCCUGUCCUCCCCGCUGGGGUUGCUGCCCUGAACGAACCGCGUGUGGGGCCGGCACAUCCUAGCAGGCAGCCCCUGGCGCCUGCUGCCUCAGGGAUGCUCCAACCACCCUCGUUCUCCCGCAGCGGCCCCGCCCCCCCACCCACCCCCCCAAGCCUGCCGUGGGGCCCCAUCAGCCUGGCCCCACCCCCGUGGAGAACCCAAAGUCUUACUGUAUAUAACUCCAGGUGAUGUUUCUAUAUUUAUAGCAGUGUUGAAACCCCACGUGUUUUACACAGAGAACCAUCCUCUCCAGGCCCCUCUUCCUCACCCCGACAAAAGGUGUUUAGACCCCUCCAGUUCCGGGGCAGGCGGAGCGGGCUCUCGGAGUGGGCGGCUGCAGCGGUGGUUCCAGUGAGCAGCUGCUGAGGGGGCGGGGGAGACACAACAUUUUAAAAAAUCAUUUAAAAACAAGAUUUAUAAAACAAUUAUUUAGGAUGUUUGUGAUUUGCCGACCUUGCUAUAGAUGCCAUGUUACCAAUGAUUUCCUAUGGUGGGGGCUUGUUGAUGUUUACUCUUAUUUACCAGCUUCCGGCCUGGGCAUGGCAGCGGGCAGCAUCCCAGCCUGGCUGGGCCCAGCACCUGUGUUCUGUGUUAGAGAGGCGUUACAUAUAUAUGUAACUACAUACAUAUAUAUAAAUAUAUGUAAUUUGGGGGCCCUGUUCCUUGCACAUUUUACAGUUACCUCAUUUUUCCCAUGUAUGUAUUUGAGAAAAAUGCUAAUAUAUAGAGAAAAAAAUGGUUCUUAAAGCUUAAAUGUGUGGUUUUUUCCAUUCCAUUGGAUUCACAUUGGUUUGUAGCAUUUAACAUAACUAGUAUGUUGUAUUAUAUAUAUGUGUAUACUGAUUGAAAUUUUUAACAGAUUUGUACUUUUUUUAAAAUGAAAGUUGCUAGUUCUGCUUGACCAAGUAGUGCAAUCAUUAUUUUUUUUAAUAUUGUUGCUGAUUUCAGAGGGAUAUUCACUAAUAAAUGUAUGAUGUAUAUCAA